Molecule: messenger RNA, 204 nt
Organism: Eruca vesicaria subsp. sativa (arugula)
Lineage: Eukaryota; Viridiplantae; Streptophyta; Magnoliopsida; Brassicales; Brassicaceae
Source: the annotation of a GenBank genome assembly
AUGAUGGGGAAAACCAUUACCUUCCCGAGCCAAAAGAUACCGACUUUGAAGAUUAGCCGAAACGUCAGAAGGAGGAGUGGUGGUGGUGCGCUUGGUGAUACUUGCAGCAGUGGGGAUAAGAUUCUUGUGGCUAAUAGAGGUGAAAUCGAUGUCCAAGCAACCAGUCGUAAGUCUUUCUGUCAACAUGUUGGUCCAGAUGCUUGA